AUGUGGAUAGCCUUGGAAGCCGACGCUCCCCCCGACCCCGAGGAGGAAGACAAUCCCUUCUCAGAGCCAUCCGUCGCGCGCACCUCUUCCCGCCAAAGUCAGUCCACCGACCACUCCGAUGCCGCCUUCCCCGUACCCAGGCGCAAGUCUUCCCGCUCCUUCAUCGCCCAGGGGAAUGCGACCUUCCUCACCGAGUGCUCCUUCGAGGUUGCUCACGACGCGCUUAUCAAGCAUAUCACUGAUGCCGAGCCGUACCUCGUCCAUUGGGAGAGGCUGAAGAGAAUAGACCUGAGCGGGAAGGGGAUCGAUAGUGUUGCCAGGUUAAAGGAGUUCUUGCCUCUUAUUGAGCAGGUGGAUUUGAACAAUAACCGGAUCUCAUGGCUCACCGGCCUGCCGUCGACCGUGUUGAGGUUAUCGAUCGCCUCGAAUGCGCUUACCGGUCUGGCAGCGUACAACCACAUACCAAGACUACAGUAUCUGAACAUAAGUCACAACCAAGUGGAAACAUUCCAGUUACUCAAUGGACUCGUCAACUUGCGCGAACUGCACGCGGAUUAUAAUUGCCUUACGUCGCUUGACGGCCUGGAGUCCAUCUCCCUGCGCGUUCUUACCGUACGAGGUAACGACAUUCGCAAUGUGGACAUGCGGAUGACGCAAUGGCAUGAUCUGGAGAUUCUGGAUCUGAGCCAGAAUAGGAUUUGCGACAUCCAGGGGGUUGAUAUCCUCCAGUCGCUCGUGACGCUGAACCUUGAUGGCAACCGACUAGAGUACUUCUCAGUUCUUGGCUCCCGGCUUCCGGCUCUCCGAGCCCUCCGACUGAGCGACAACCGACUGACUACGCUUAACGUCUUCGGUCUGGAUUCACUACGCACACUUUACGCAGACAACAACAAACUGUCCGAGGUGAUUGGGCUGGAAGACUGCCACACUGUACACAACUUGAGUCUUCGUAACCAGAGCCAGAAGCUGUAUGUCCGACGCAACCCUCUUCCAACACAGUUCUUCUGUUGCCCAUUGCCGAACCUUAUCUACGCCGAACUGAGCUCAUGUCAGCUCGCCACACUCCCCGUGCUGCGUCAAAUGAUGCCUCAUAUUAUGACCCUUGUCCUCAACUGGAAUCAUUUCCGCCAUCUAGACUUCCUGGCGGACCUUCGGCACCUGCAACGUGUUGUAGCUGUUGGGUGCCGUGUUGAAACUCUGGAGAUGGACCCCAUUUUGGGGGGAUUGCGAGAACUGCGAGAACUCGACUUGCGCAUGAACACAUUCACCCUCGGUUGGUAUCUUCCUGUCAAGACCGAAGAUGAUCGCAAACACAGGCAACAGGCCACUACUGGCGGCAAGACCAGCGAACAUGACCUGCAGUCGUCUUCAAUAACAACACCGGAAGAUCUCGACAAGAAGUAUCGAAGGGGUCUCCCCGAUGAGCUAUACGUGCCUAGGGCUAUGUGGAGGGGUCUUGCAAUGGAAUGUUGUCCAACUAUUGAUCGCCUCGACGGUCUGGAUAUCAACGACAAGGAAAGGAUAAAGAUCAGGAAACUGCUGGUGCAGCUCAGGCAAUCAGGUUUAGUAUUGGAUCGUCCUGGAGAGUCAAUGUAA
Dacryopinax primogenitus is the source of this 1596-nucleotide messenger RNA. RefSeq names its product L domain-like protein. Gene Ontology annotation, molecular function: protein binding. The transcript is spliced from 7 exons. The coding region runs from base 1 to 1596 and encodes 531 amino acids. The record is from RefSeq and is a predicted model, not a curated record. NCBI's taxonomy places the organism in Eukaryota, Fungi, Basidiomycota, Dacrymycetes, Dacrymycetales, Dacrymycetaceae.